Ostrinia furnacalis (Asian corn borer) is the source of this 2223-nucleotide messenger RNA. RefSeq lists its product as uncharacterized. NCBI's taxonomy places the organism in Eukaryota, Metazoa, Arthropoda, Insecta, Lepidoptera, Crambidae. The record is from RefSeq and is a predicted model, not a curated record. The coding region runs from base 16 to 444 and encodes 142 amino acids. The transcript has 3 exons.
GCACUCGUGAUAUUUAUGUUAAUCCUCACUUCACAGAUCACAUUGCAAGACGAAGCGAUCAAGAACAAAGUGAGAGUGAUCAUGAUCAACUUCUCCCGUACUGCUGUUCCCAAGGACAAGAACUUUGUGAACAACAUCUACUUGGAUGUGGAGAAAAAUAAGCACCUGCAAGGCAAGAAGUCCGUGUACAUGAUCACGAACGUGCUGAUGGCGAAGACGAUUGAGUUCCGCGUGACUCGCGGGACCUCCUCCAGGAUCUUCCAUCUCGGGAACGCGUCGCCUCUCGUCUUCGGCUUGGAGGAGUUCCUCAUUGGGGACGACGGGAAACUCGUCGCCAAGGAACCAGUGACGAUUAAGUCCAAGUCGCUGCACUGGCAGAAACUGGACCCGUCCGACCAUCUGUACAUCCCGGACAAGCAUCAAGAGGAAGCGGCAGCUGUUUAGGCGAUUGUAGCGAAUAGAGCACGCUUUUUAGGACACAUGCAUCAGUAAGGAUCACUGCUUAUGAGUGGUAGGAGUUUUCUGGUGGGAUUUUACUUUAGUUAAAAAUUGGUAGCCAUUCGAUUUGACCUUGUAUAUCUGAAUGAAGUUUAAAACAAUAUUUAGUAUGAUUAUAAACAAAAUUGAUUAAAUUAAACAGGUAUAUUUCUGUCGUGGCUCAUAGAAUAUAAGUUUAAGGAUUCGUGAGCCUACAAAAAGUUUGAAAAGUUUAUGCCAACACUGUUCAAACGCUGUUUGUUAUAUUUUGUAUUUACAAAACAAAAGAUGCGCUAUAAUCUUUUGGUAUCUUGAAUACCUACCUGUUUUUAAAAACUUUCAACGGAUACACAACUGCCAGAAAAACCUCUACGCUCAAAGAAUUUGUGAUUCUCUUAUCAGCCUUUGUACCCCACCGCUGGGUUAGGCCUAUAUUAGAGAUGGCAUUAUCCCCAGUAUAUGCUUGCCAAAUAGUAUGUGAAAUGAAGGCUCAAGUUCGAGCAAUAAUUGGUAAAGUGACGGUGUGCCUGUGGUUUUCUUUGAGUUGAUGAUUUUGAUUUUUUGUUUACGUUAUAAAUCAAGCUAUUUACUUAGUCAGCGUUACACCAAUAUUUUUUUAUCUUAACAUGUUUGUUAUCUCAAUUUUUGUAAAAUGAUUUGACAAAAUAGCAAUUCAAAUAAGAGUGAGUAAGAUGAUACUUUCCUAAGGUGUGUAUUGUGUGUAACAUUUUUUUAUAAGUUUGACAUUAUUUCCUAAAAAUUUACUUUAAGAUUUUUUUUAAUAUAAAAAAAAUAUUAUAGUUGCGGUUUAAAAACCAGAAACUAGAAAUUAGACAAUCUGUUAUUCAACAAAUUGAAAACGCAGUUCCGUAUUAAAACUAUUCCUCAAUGCGUAAUAUUAUGUUUGAUCAAGUGUUCGAAUGAUAUAAGUGCGUGCGUGUGCGUAAUAACUGAUCCCAUUCUACACUUACACAUUAAUUACCUACUCAUCAUGCUCUUUAGCCGAGGGUAACCGAGGGGCGAUUAUUUUCUCCAAUUUUUGGAUGAAAUCUGUUGUUGUAAACAAGCAUCUUGAUUUAAAAUUCGGACGUUUUGAAGCGCUGUUAUUAAAUUUUGGACCCAGUGAUAAAAAGGUUUAAAUAUUUAUUAUAAAACAAUUUUUUUCUAACAUUUAAAUAUCAAAAGAGUUAUUUGGAUCAGUUUAGUAUUAAUUAAUAAAAUAAUAAAAGAAGAAAUUACCAGAACAUUGCAUAUUGUUUCACUACAUCCAUAAAUGCAAUGUAAACAGUGUGGCUGUAGCUUAUCAGAUAGCUAGUUGGUUUGUCCACAGCACACGGGUUCGAAGCGUUUGAUUAGUGGCAUAGCCAUGACCUAAAAACAUUUAUGUAGUAACUAAUAGGCAAGUAACUUAAAUAGUGUAGUAGUCAAUGGUUUUGGUUAGAAUUUUAACAGUAUUUAAACCUAUUAUGGUAUUUCUAAAUGUUAUAAUGUAUUAGUAGGUAUUCAAUUUGACAGCGAUUAAUAUCCUUUCAGAUCCAGUUUUAUAAUUAUAAGUAUACAUUCCAAGUAUAAAUUGAUUAUGCACUAAAAUUUUAAUGUUUUUAAAGGCACUAUCAUCAUCUGUGAUUUAUUAUUUGACAGUAUUUGAAGGUACUUAAGCCUUAGGUUACAUAGAUUGUAACUGUUUUAUUUUGUGAUUUCAAUGUGAUUAUUAUUGUAUUAUUGUUUUGACAUAUUUUAAUGUUG